This is a messenger RNA of Mytilus californianus (California mussel), 1025 nucleotides long. RefSeq lists its product as uncharacterized. Bases 45 to 1025 code for a protein of 326 amino acids. The transcript is spliced from 7 exons. The record is from RefSeq and is a predicted model, not a curated record. NCBI's taxonomy places the organism in Eukaryota, Metazoa, Mollusca, Bivalvia, Mytilida, Mytilidae.
CAUACAUGUAUUAUUGAUAAGAUAUUUGGGAGGGCAACUGCAGUAUGAACAUGAUUCUAAAUCUUUUGAUAAUUUGUUUCUGUAUAAAUGUAUUUUGUUCUAAAGGAGAAAAAGAUAAUGCAUUCAUAACUAGAAACAGCUUUACAUGGACAGAGGCCAAGAACAAUUGCACUAUGAUUGGACAAGAGAACUACGUAAACAUAUCAAGCAGCAUUGAUCAGGAAUUGUGGACAGAUGCUACAGUUACUUAUUCGCCAUGGAUAGAAUAUUUAGGGUGUUCACGAGUAACAAAUGAAAUUGCUGGAACUCCCGAAUAUGUUACAUCAGGACAACAGAUAAAAGAAUGUUUGCAUAUUUGUACCAAAUAUAAUUCCAUAGGUCUUCAGCAAGGACGAUGUGCUUGUCUACAACGUCUUCCGCCAGAUAAUGGCGAUUCUGAUCCUGAUUGUGAGUCAAAACAAUGCGAGAAUGAUGACAAUGGUUUAUGUGUAGACGACAAUGAUUCAGGGAUGUAUGCUGUGUACAGUAAACCAGUUUUUUCUAGAUAUGACAUACGAGCUGGGAAUUGUUUAUCAGUGGUUAGAAAUGAUAUCGGUGGAAAGGGAGUAGACUCUUACGAGGCAAUCCCUUGUGAUCGACAUUUGCUUCUAGUUUGUCAAACAGGAUACAACUUUGACACAGCGGGAACUGAUAAAUACGUAUGGUCGCAGUCCUUUCGUUGUUGUUCUUAUGGAACACUGGCACGAUAUUCAGUGGUUUUAAACCAAACAAUACAGCUAAAACUAAGUGAACAUUAUUGGCUUGCAAAUAUAAGAAGACCAACUUUUCACUUUUACUCAGACCCUGAACCAGAACCGAAAUAUUGUGGUUCUGCAAAGAUCAGUAGUAAUGGUAGACUGAUGAAAUCUGUUGAAAAAUGCGACAAACGUUUACCAGCACUUUGCUUAGAUCGACAGGAAUAUGUUAUUAAUCCUGAUAAAGGUACAGUUAUUAUUAAAUAUUAUAUUCUGGAAAAUCUGCAAUGA